AUGGCAAACAGAGAUGACGAACAGUCAGAAGAUAUUCGGAUGGUCGGCAAAGUGCACAUUUUUCAGUGGCGACGAACAUCCGGAUUGAAGGUCAGCGCAAAGGUUUCAGAAGUACGCCCGUUCCCUGAAUAUGAAGAUGUUGAUCAUUUGAGUGACAAUGAGAUGGUGCUCAACGCGGAACCCGGUACCUAUGCCCACAAGCUGAAACAACCAAUGAUGGAAGUGAUAAGAAAUUACUGUCG
This is a messenger RNA of Opisthorchis viverrini, 242 nucleotides long. RefSeq lists its product as hypothetical. The annotation marks the transcript as partial. Lineage: Eukaryota; Metazoa; Platyhelminthes; Trematoda; Opisthorchiida; Opisthorchiidae. The record is from RefSeq and is a predicted model, not a curated record. The transcript has 2 exons.